UGCUAUGCCAACAGUCUCAGUGACAAAUUCAUCCAGCAAUGUCAGUUCUCGGGAGGGAGAGUUGGUUGCAGUUCCAACCACUUUAACUGCCCUAUUGAUUAAUGUUGUUGAACACUGUUUUCUGGGUUCUCCUCAGGGUAUCGUGGCAACAUAUUGAACGCCGCCGCGCAAUGAAACUCGCAAUUUUCAGUCAUUUCUACCAAUACUUGCAGGUAUGCAUCGGUGCCUGGCUCGCCGUGGGUUUUGGAGCCACGACUCGGCUACCCCCACUUCGGCCAACCCCGGGUCGGCGAGCCGCGAACCCGGCUUGGGUAAAACAAAACGCCAAAACAAUAACUGGCAGUUGGACACGCAUUAUCACAGGAGGAAAGUUGGAUAAUAACGCUGUGUGUUUUCCAAUAUAGGUGGGAGGUUAAAUUUAAGUGAAAGGUAUGACGAAAGAUAGGAAAUAUAGAGGAAAUGGGAAGCCCAAAUAUAAAGGCUGCAAAUAAUUGUAAGAUCGAUAAUCUCAAAACACAAUCUAAGGUUGAAUAGCAG
Pyricularia grisea is the source of this 537-nucleotide messenger RNA. RefSeq lists its product as uncharacterized. Bases 102 to 404 code for a protein of 100 amino acids. The record is from RefSeq and is a predicted model, not a curated record. The transcript is spliced from 2 exons. Lineage: Eukaryota; Fungi; Ascomycota; Sordariomycetes; Magnaporthales; Pyriculariaceae.